Anolis carolinensis (green anole) is the source of this 6424-nucleotide messenger RNA. It is a transcript of the gene shprh, whose product is annotated as SNF2 histone linker PHD RING helicase. Gene Ontology annotation, biological process: DNA damage response; protein polyubiquitination; nucleosome assembly. Gene Ontology annotation, molecular function: ubiquitin protein ligase activity; ATP-dependent chromatin remodeler activity; ATP binding. Gene Ontology annotation, cellular component: nucleosome; nucleus. The transcript has 30 exons. Lineage: Eukaryota; Metazoa; Chordata; Lepidosauria; Squamata; Anolidae. The record is from RefSeq and is a predicted model, not a curated record. Bases 460 to 5532 code for a protein of 1690 amino acids.
CGCACGCGCACGCAUGUACGGGCGCCUGUUUGCGUCAGGGGCGGGGCCAAAGCCUGGUCGUGCUCCCUUGUAUUUUGUUUCAGGGCUUCUCCGCCGGCCUCCCCUUGUUGGCUUUUCGCGACGUUGAGGCUUGUUCUCGGUCGUGGCCGCUUUGUCUCCCUCGUCGGCUCCAGGAUGGCCGCCCAGGGGUUUCUCCCGGCUCCUCUCCCGGCAGGGCCCCGGCUCGUCGAGAAAGGCAGGCGAGGAGCCGAUUAGUGGGAAGCCCCUCAGUCAGGCAACUGCGUUGGGCCGAGGACGGCCGCCUCCUGGGAAGAGAGAGAGCGCGAGAGCGAGGCCGGAGUGACAGUUGUUGCCCUCCCCAAGCGAAGGCUUCCCACCCGGCGUGGAAGGAAGCCAGCAGGCCUAUAGGAGAGUUUAGGGCCUCAGGGAGAAUUAAGACACCACUAGUGAAGCAUCAAAAUGAGUAGUCGGCGAAAGCGUGCGCCUCCUUCAAGGGUGAAUGAUGAGAAGAAGCAGCAACUCUGCUGGAAUAUGCAUGAUGACAGGAAACAUGAGGUGAUAGAUUUAGAUGCAGUAGAUGAAGACCAAUCUGUUGCAGGCACAAGUUCUUCUUCCACAGCACUUAUCGUUAUAAGUGAUGAUAGUGCCAAUGAAGAAUUGAUUCACAAAGAACACGUACAGAGAUCCCUCAUCUUCUCAACAGUAACAGUUGAUGCAGAAGAUUCUUGCAACAUCUUGGCUCCUGUAUCUAUACAGUUGAAUAUUGUGAUACUUCCAUAUUGCCCUGAUCCUUCCUGGAAAAUAUUGUUCGGCGAGUUCAUUCUUCAACUUCUUCCUUAUGAUUUUCUAAUUGAGAAUAUCCAUAAAAGAAGUUUUACAUUGAUGAAAACAGAAUCCAAUGAUAAACUGCACAUAUGUUUUCAUGCAAAAAACACUGAAAAGCUAGAUGAAAAGGAAGAACCAGUACUGCGUAAUUAUGAAGAGGAAAUCAUGGUUGAAUCAUCUCUAAGUAGUGAAAUUUUAGAGCAUAUAAUGUGGCUACAAAAGAAGAGAAUAAUUGUGCUAUAUCAAAAACCUGGGGAAGCUAAUUGUUUAAAGGUUGGAAUAUAUCUCCUUGAAGCUGGCUUAAGCAAACUAGAGUUUCUUAGUGAUGGCGGUGGUCGAAUAAAAAAAGCCAAUCGGCUCCUUCAGAAAUUGAUGGAAAAAUUCUAUCACUUCAUAAUUCCAGAUAUUCUGGAAGAAGAUGAAGAGGAAUCUGACAGGGAUAUUGAACGUCAGAAUAUUGAAGAGCUGUAUGACUAUGUGAGACUUAUACAUCAGAAAGAAAUACAGUUUUUGAAGGAAAAUGUACAGCAUUCUGCAUUGAUUCCUGUGCUAAGGCCAUAUCAAAGUGAGGCUGUAAAUUGGAUGCUUCAACGUGAGAACUUUAGAAAUGUAUCUACCAAUGAAAAUGCCCUCCACUACUUAUGGAGAGAGUUUAUAACUUUAGAUGGACUAAAGCUCUUUUAUAAUCCCUUUACUGGCUGCAUUAUUCGUGAGUGUCCUGUUGCUGGACCUCGAUGGCCUGGAGGAAUAUUAGCAGAUGAGAUGGGCCUUGGGAAAACAGUCGAAGUCUUAGCUCUUAUCCUGACACACACUCGAAAGGAUGUCAAGCAGGAUGCUCUGAUGUUACCUGAGGGUUUUUUAGUAAACUUCUUUGUUCCUCCACAACCCACUGAAGGAAGCAAAAAGAAAAACAUAAAGAAAAUUGAACUUAAAUUAAAGGAAAAAGUAAACUAUCCUAGUUUACGAGUGAUGCUUUUAACAGCUAUAAAAGAAAUGAAUGUAAAGAAGGGAUCAUCAAUUGUAGCAAUUUUUAAGUAUGUUAAUACCAUAUACAAGUAUGACAUACAGAGACACCGUCAAAUUCUUAAAAGAACACUGGAAAAAUUAAUUGCAGAGAAGGUUGUGGAACAGGUCAAAGGGCAUGGCCUUGCUGGCUCCUUUAAGCUUGGUAAAAACUACAAGGAUCAGAAAUGUGUCAAGUCCAAGAAGCAAAAAAUUAGAACUUCACAUAGGAUUCAGAAGAAAAGUUUGUCAGAUCAUAAGAAUGAAAUCAAAGAACUGGGAGAUAAGGAAACAUGUUCUGUCAGUAUUCCUAAAUCAUCUCUCACAAUAGAUAUCCUAGCAAAUGAGCAUGAUUACAGUGCAACAAACAAGGAUAAUAGAAAAUCAAAAUUGGAUCCACAGUGUUGGAAAAUUGAAGAAGAUUCUCAGCAUAUAUCUGGUGAUUUGAAUGGCAAAGAACUUGUUUCCAAAGAUGAAACACACAGUAUUGACUUUCCUAAAAAUACAGAUGAGACAGAAGAGCAAGAGGAUAUUUUAGAAGCCCAAUCCCCAGCCUUACAAGAACAUGGGAGCAUUUUUGUACAACAUCCAGGUUCAAUUUUUCCAUUUAACACCUCUGAUUAUCGCUUUGAAUGCAUUUGUGGUGAACUUGGUUUAAUUGACUACAAAGCACGUGUGCAGUGCCUGAACUGCAAUCUGUGGCAGCAUGCUGAAUGUGUGAAUUACAAAGAAGAAAACCUUAAGAUCAAGCCCUUUUACUGUCCACAUUGUCUUGUAGCAAUGAAACCAGUUCCCACUGGAGCAACUCUGAUCAUCUCGCCAAGUUCUAUCUGCCACCAGUGGGUUGAUGAGAUUAACAGGCACGUGAGAUCAUCUUCCCUCCGAGUGUUGGUUUAUCAAGGAGUGAAGAAACAUGGUUUCUUGCAACCUCAUAUCUUAGCAGAGCAGGACGUAGUAAUCACCACAUACGAUGUCCUUCGUAAUGAGCUGAACUAUGUGGACAUUCCUCACAGUAAUAGUGAAGAUGGACGGCGUUUCAGAAACCAGAAGCGUUAUAUGGCCAUCCCAAGCCCUUUGGUAGCUGUGGAGUGGUGGAGAAUUUGCCUGGAUGAAGCACAAAUGGUAGAAUGCACCACUGCAAAGGCUGCAGAAAUGGCUCUCCGUUUGAGUGGAAUUAAUCGUUGGUGUGUAAGUGGAACACCAGUUCAGCGAGGACUGGAAGAUUUGUAUGGACUAGUACUUUUCCUUGGAGCUGAUCCUUACUGGGUCAAGUAUUGGUGGGAUCAGCUUCUUUAUCGACCAUACUGCAGGAAGAACACACAGCCUCUCUACAGCUUCAUAGCCAAGAUAAUGUGGAGGUCAGCAAAGAAGGACGUGAUAGACCAAAUUCAAAUCCCUGCUCAGACAGAAGAUAUUCAUUGGCUUCAUUUUUCUCCUGUGGAAAGACACUUUUAUCACCGUCAGCACGAGGUGUGCUGCCAGGAUGCUCUGGCAAAACUCAGGAAGAUUUCCGAUUGGUCCCUCAAGCUUAGCAGCUUGGAUAGGAGGACAGUUACUUCCAUUCUGUACCCUUUGUUGCGACUGAGGCAGGCCUGCUGUCAUCCGCAAGCUGUUCGAGGGGAGUUCCUGCCUUUACAGAAAAGCACAAUGACAAUGGAAGAACUUCUAACAUCACUGCAGAAAAAAUGUCGGACAGAAUGUGAGGAGGUCCAUAGACAACUGGUGUGUGCCCUGAAUGGCUUAGCUGGUAUUCAUAUAAUUAAAGGUGAAUAUAUAUUGGCAGCAGAUAUGUAUAGAGAGGUGUUGCGUUCCUCUGAAGAGCAUAAAGAGAAGCUCAAAACAGAUUCAUUACAGAGGCUUCACUCUACACACAAUCUGAUGGAACUUCUUGCAGCAAAGCAUCCUGGGAUAGCCCCCACUUUGCGUGAUAGCAGGCUUCAGGAAGAGUGUGAGCAACUCCGUCAACAUUAUAUGAGUAAAUCGAAUGCAGAAGUUGCUGAAGCUCAACAGGCCCUGCAACCAGUUGUACAGACAAUUCAUGAACUCCAAAGAAAAAUACGUUCCAGUUCACCUUGGUGGUUGGAUGUGAUCCAGUCAGCAAUACAAUAUGCUAUUGACGAGGAACUUCUUCAACGGGUGCAAAAUGAUCUAACCAGUAACUACAAGCAGCAAACAAAUAAACUCUCCAUGGCAGACAAAUUUCGUGACUGCAGGGGCCUGCAGUAUCUGUUAACAACUCAAAUGGAAGAGGUGAAGAAAUUCCAGAAACAUGUGAGAGAGGCUGUGAAAAAACUGGAAGGCCCUCCCUCUAAAGAAGUUAUUGAGGCUGCCACUAUCUGCCAUCUGCGACCUGUAAGAUUGCCACUUAACAACUGUGUCUUCUGUAAGGCUGAUGAACUGUUCACAGAAUAUGAGUCAAAACUGUUCUCUCAUACUGUAAAAGGACAAAUGGCAAUCUUUGAAGAAAUGAUAGAAGAUGAAGAGGGCCUCGUAGAUGACCGCCUACCUACCACAAGCAGAGGUCUCUGGGCAGCAAGUGAAACUGAGCGGUCCUUAAAAACCAUCCUGUCCUUUGCCAAAGCUCACCGAAUUGAUUCCAGGGUAGUUGAAGAGGGCAGCAUCUUUUUGGAACUCUUUGAAGCAUGGAAAAAAGAAUAUAAGUUGCUUCAUGAAUAUUGGAUGGUCCUGAGAGAUCAUGUGUCUGCCAUUGAUGAACUUGCCAUGGCUACAGAGCGGCUCAGAGUGCGUCACCCAGAAGAGCCAAAACCCAAUCAUCCAGUUCUUCACAUAAUUGAACCGCAUGAGGUAGAACAAAACAGAGUAAAACUUUUGAAUGAUAAAGCAGUCGCCAAAUCCCAGCUCCAGAAGAAACUGGGCCAGCUCCUAUACCUCACUAAUUUAGAGAAGUCUCAGGAUAAAACAACUGGAGGAGUUAAUCCAGAACCCUGUCCAAUUUGUGCACGUCAGCUGGGGCAACAGUGGGCAGUGUUGACAUGUGGACAUUGCUUUUGCAAUGAGUGCAUAGCUAUCAUUAUAGAACAGUACAGUGUUGGCACACGCAGAAGCUCAAUAAAGUGUGCCAUCUGCAGGCAGACAACGUCACAUAAAGAAAUCUCCUAUGUCUUCACCGCAGAAACUCCAAACCAAGAGGAUGAUAUACCUGUCAAGGGAAGUCACUCCACCAAAGUAGAAGCUGUGGUGAGGACUCUGAAGAGAAUCCAGUUCAAAGAUCCGGGAGCCAAAUCUCUAGUUUUCUCAACGUGGCAAGAUGUGCUUGACAUCAUUGCAAAAGCUCUGUAUGAUAACAACAUGGAGUUUUCUCAGAUCAAUGGAAUUAACAAAUUUCAGGAAAAUCUCUCUGCCUUUAAAUAUGAUCCCAAGAUUAAUAUAUUGCUGUUGCCCCUCCAUACCGGCUCCAAUGGAUUGAACAUAAUUGAAGCAACUCAGGUCCUUCUGGUGGAGCCCAUCCUGAAUCCAGCACAUGAACUGCAAGCCAUUGGCAGAGUGCAUCGUAUUGGGCAAACUAAGCCCACCAUUGUCCAUAGAUUCUUAAUAAAAGCAACAAUAGAAGAAAGAAUGCAAACCAUGAUGAAAACUGUAGAAAGGAGCCAUUCUAGUUCUUCCAUGAAACAGUCAGAGGCCUCUGUGUUAACAGUAGCUGAUCUGGCAGACCUUUUUUCAGAAGAAACAGAAGAACUUGAAUGAAGGAAUCCACUUUGGGCUCUCUUGAUGUCAGAAGGGGACCACAAUUUGCUUAUUCUCUAAAGCAGCAAAACAAGAUGAAUUACAAGUUCUUGUAGAUGUCACCAAAUACCCUUAUUUAGGGCUUUAACACUGAGAAAUAUUUUAACUCUUCCACUAGGUUCUUUGGCUGUGGUUUAUUUCAACACAUUAUUUCUGUUAAUAAAUAAAAUAAAUUGCACUUUACACAAAGAUUACAUAAACUAUCACUUUGUACUUCCAAAGAAUAAGAUAACAAUAUUAUCUAUGUAUGGCUAAUUGCACCAGAACAUUAUGGUGGAAUAUCGAAAAUAAUGGAAUGUGACCAUGCCAUAUCCAUAUUCAGCAGCUGAUUUAUGCCUGGAGUUCCUAAUCCAAUGGACAUUUGAGCACCUUCUGUGCAGGAUCAAGACAUUCCACUAGUCUUUGAGGAAGAGAAAGCUUUGCAUAAUGGCAGAGAAUAUGGUAUCAUGAACUAAUUACUUCUCCUCAUUUUAUACCUAGAAUUGAUUAUUUAAAAUAUUCCUGAAUAAACAAAUACAUUUCUUCAGAAAGGGCUUCUAGUGGUGCUGCCAUUUGAUCAUGCAAGUAAUCAGUUAACAGUUAAGUACUAAUUUUUAGAAACCACUCUGGCAUUUUAAAUAAUUUUCUAGGUAUUUAGUCUGCAAUUUUAGAAAUUGAUUUUUGCUUGUUUAUAUUUAAAUGUUUGCUGUUAAUGUCUGUUCUCUUGAUAAUUUAUGCCUUUUGUAUGAACUUUUGUCUUAAAAUGAUAGCUGAAAAUGUUUGAGGGAUUUUUAAAUAUUCUUAAAAUUGUACUGCUUUGUUGACAGUUGGAUUUGUUCCUUAUUAAACUGACAAAGCGUCUUCUUUUAAAUGA